GUAAGCGAGCCGCUCGCUCGGUAUUAUCUACCCCUCUCGCGAGUGUAAAAAAGAUAGACGCUACAGGAAGUACGUGAAAAUAUAUCGUUAUUUACAGUGUGUAAUGUUCGUGAUGUUUCUGUGUAAAUAUUAUGACGUUUAAAAAAGUGAUUCCAAGUGCUAUAUAAAACAGUUAUGGUGUAAUUAGUAAUCAGAUAUAAAAGCGUGGGUGAUGGUGCCUCUUCGGAUGUUGUCAUUGUGGUCAACACUGCUCCUAUUAUCAACCCUAGAACGGGGAAGCGGUCAAGCGACGGAGGUCGAUGUGCGAAUAUCAGCGCCCAGCUGGGUUGCACGUGGUGGUUCUGCAACGCUUCGAUGCCUCCAUCAAGUGCCACCGCAGCUGCUUUAUAAGGUGGAAUUUCUGAGGUCCGGUGCAAAGCUACUCCAGUAUGUCAGGGAGAGAAAACCACCGUACACGAAUUAUACAUUCCCUGGUGGGAAACUGAAUAUGUCUCUGGUGACUGAGAAUUCUAUUACACUUGAUAAUCUGGACCCGACCGCCUCCGGGCUCUACUGGUGUGAGGUGUCUCUGGAGACACCCAUAUUCACGGCCGCCUCUCCGCCUCACCAGCUUACCGUCGUGUACUCGCAAAAACACCCACCUAUAAUAACAUUCGGAAAGCCUGAUGUGGUAGUGGGCGGGUUGCUACGUGCUAACUGUACGAGUGCACCCGCUGCGCCUGCGCCGCGUCUCACUUGGUAUAUUGAUAAUGAAAAGGUGCCCGACGAAUCCAUUAGAUAUUUCUCCUACCGUGUGUCAAGUUCAACGAGGAACAAAGGCGGAAGCGGUUACCGUCACCGGAAAUACCAGCAUAGAUAUAUUGCCCCUGAAUUCAACUACACUGGCAAGUACUGGGCUUUAGUGAGCGAAAGUACAACACAAUCGCCGGCUAAUUUAACCAAGCAAAGUAAAUGCGCUUUGAAGGAUGGGCCGAGUGAUGACGUCGCUAAGAUUCGAAAAAAACCUCGUGAUCCAACUCCACCCCCUAUAUCUCUAUGGGUGUCGAUAGCUGAAUUACGAACACCAGCUCACGGAAGACUUCAACUUACAUGUACCGCUACAAUACCUGAUGAAGUUGGCCCUGGAGAACGAUAUGCAGAUAUCAAGAAACAAACUGUUACAGUGGCCGUGAACGAACUCAGUUUGAAGAAACCGCGAACCGAGACAUCAUAUGCCAACGCGACAUCAACACGUCUUCAAAAUUUCCACCCCUUUUUACUGAUUGGUUACGGCUUCCUAAUAAAUGAGCUUCGACAACCUUUAUAUUAAAAAAAAUUAAAAAUCCAUGCAAUACAUAGCUUCAUAUAGAUUUAAUAUUUGCGAUUCGUUUUUUCACUAGUAUGAUAUCAGCUCGGUAUAAACGUCUUAAAAUAUGUACCAGCUAUAAAAUAAAAUGAUACUAAAAAGUUAAUAGGCGCUAUAUAUUAAAUGGAUGUCUAUAUACCUACCUGCAUUGAUCAAAAUCGCUUAAACUAAUGUAGACGUAGUAAAUAUUAAAACGUAUUAGUGAUCUCGUAAUAUUUUUGCCCUAAUUUUAUUAUUAUUAAUGGGUAAUCAA
Molecule: messenger RNA, 1598 nt
Organism: Nymphalis io (European peacock)
Lineage: Eukaryota; Metazoa; Arthropoda; Insecta; Lepidoptera; Nymphalidae
Exons: 8
Coding region: 212-1309 (365 amino acids)
Source: RefSeq, a predicted model, not a curated record